CGUUUUAGCAGCAUCGUUGAAAGGGGUUAUUCGCUCGGAGGCUGGAAAAGAGAGACAGAGAGAGAAGAAAGUUGGGGAAAGAAAAAAUGGGGUAUGUGCUGAGAGUGAGAUUGGCAUCGUUUUUCACAGGUGCUGCAACGGCGUCGUUUUUGGGUCUCUACAUCCUCCACCGGGAUUACAAGGUUGCGCACCAAUCCUUUACUCAACAGAUGAAUGAUCUGCACCAAUCACUAGAAAGUCGAAUUUCUUCCUUGGAAAAACUGAAACAAACGGAAACUUCAGAACAGGUUGAAGCAACAGAAUAAGAGUUUGGACUGAGGUAUCCAUUGUGGAAAAAAUUGAUUCUAUGUACUCACUAUGAAAAGUUACUUUUAGUUGUUUGUUUCCUAAGGAAUAAGUUUAAAUUGACUCAUUUUAUGGCACUCCAUCUGACUUAACUUUUUCAUCUGAAGUGUACGGAUCAGUUGUGUCACAGAAUGUAGUUUGGAUUAUUUUUGGCUAAGAGCAUUUACCUUUCACCGCGGUUAUGCGUGGUAAGUAAUGGAUAUUUGGGUUCCUUUUUAAAUAUGAAAAUUGUAUGUUCUUUAUUAUUUCUA
Cajanus cajan (pigeon pea) is the source of this 596-nucleotide messenger RNA. RefSeq names its product ABC transporter A family protein. Lineage: Eukaryota; Viridiplantae; Streptophyta; Magnoliopsida; Fabales; Fabaceae. The record is from RefSeq and is a predicted model, not a curated record.